AUGACUCCACUUGAACCAUUGCCGCUGCCAGAAGGUCUUGAAGAAUCCUAUAUCGACUGCACCGACUCGUGCGGACUCGUAUUUCAUGUCAUCUCUGCUGGACAAAAGAACAAGCCUUUGAUACUCCUGACCCAUGGAUUUCCAGAGAUCGCUUUUUCAUGGCGCAAAAUCAUGCCAGCCUUGGCAGCACAAGGAUACCACGUUGUUGCACCCGAUCAGCGAGGAUACGGCAGAACCACUGGCUGGGAUACACGGCCAUUCCAUGAAGUUGACUUGAACCGGUUCACCAUGACCAACCUGGUCAGAGACCUGGUCUGUCUGGUGUAUGCACUGGGCUACAAGGAAGUUCAUUGCCAUAUCGGACACGACUUUGGGGCAGUUUCGAGUGCAAUGGCACCUCUCAUGCGACCUGACAUGUUCAAAAGCUGCAUCCAGAUGUCGCAUCCUCACCACGCACCGCCCACCCCACCUUUUGAAAUAGAGGCUUCAGCGGGGCCUAUAUCAAGUCCUGGAUCUCGCUCAAGUACGAAAACGGACAUUCAAGCAGAGCUUGCAAAACUCGAUCCUCCUAGGAAACACUACAAAUGGUACAACUCGACUUCGAGCGCAUCAAAAGACUGGGAGACAGCGUCGCAGGGUCUGCACGAUUUUCUUCGAGGGUAUUUCCACGUCAAAUCAGCCGACUGGCCACACAACGAUCCGAAGCCCUUGGAGGCAUGGACGGCGGCUGAAUUGGAGCAGAUGCCUCAUUACUACAUCAUGCCAAAAGACUGUAGCAUGCCAGAGACGAUAUCGGACAUGAUGGAAAGUGAAGAUGGCUCUGCGACGACAAGCUGGCUGCCUGACUCGGAACUGGCUGUUUAUGUGAAAGAGUGGCAGCGUGUAGGAUUCCAAGGUGGAUUGAACUGA
Aureobasidium musti is the source of this 909-nucleotide messenger RNA. The record is from the annotation of a GenBank genome assembly. Lineage: Eukaryota; Fungi; Ascomycota; Dothideomycetes; Dothideales; Saccotheciaceae.